UAAACCCUAAGGAUAAACCCGUGUCUAAUUUAUUUUGUGAGGUUAUGAAAUGAAAUCAGGAAAAGGAAUGUUUUCUUGAUUUUAAAAAUAAAAAUUAUUUGAAUUUUAGUAGUAUUUGAUAUCAUUUUAUAUAGAUUAUAGUCCUGUUACAAAAAUGACUUCAAAAGAAAUUCAAGGAUUUAAAGUUGUUUCAGUGGUUUUUUCAAGUAAAAGCACCACUUUCCAUGAACUAUUCAUUAAAGAACAUUCAUUAAGGCACCAAGAAGACAACAAACCCCCUGGCAGGACAUUAUUUGUCCUCAAUAUCCCUCCUUAUGUUACUGAAGAAAAUUUGAAAAAUCUGUUCUCACCGUGUGGAAAAGUUCUAAACGUGAUUCUACAAAACAAAAAUCAGUUUAACAAUGCCUACGUGAUAUUUUCCCAGCGUGAACAUCUUUUGAAAGCUGUUAAAGUAACAAAUUUAUGUUUAAAUGAUUUGAAAUCUGGCUUAGAAAAAUGGAUUGACGAAUAUAAUAAUUCAAUAGAAGACCCUACAAAACUCUCGAACGAGAUCAACAAUUUCAUGUUGAGAUUUGACAAAAAUGAAGAGGCAGGUAAAAAAAAAGUUGAAGAAAUUGAUGAUGAAGGUUGGACAGUGGUUACUAAGAAAAGUCGUAAUCCUGGCAUUGCAAAUAAGGAAAGUGUAAAAAUUAAAAUAAAUGAAAAAAUUUCGCAAGCUAGUAAGAAAAAGGAGCUGCAGAACUUUUAUACAUUUCAAAUUAAGCAGAGCAAACAGAAAAAUUUGACUAUGUUAAGGAAAAAUUAUGAAGAAGCUAAGAAGAAGGUCACUUUAAUGAAGAGCAGUAGGAGAUUUAAACCUUAUUAGGAUUUAGACUUUACUCAAUAAAUUUAUUAAAACAAAAACAGCUUUUCAAUUGGAUUCAUUUUAUUUUAUUAUUUGGAAGAUCAGUUUAAAAUUGAAACAUUAUAAUAACUGUUUAUUCAACAUUAAAUUUCUUUUUCAAUCACAAUUAAAUAAUAAAUUUCAAUAAACAAAAUUGUAGCACUGAAUAAUUCUAACAACAAGGUUGACAAGACUAUUAUAUCACUUGAGAUCAGAGUUAAACUUUGAAAUUACUUAAAAGUUGACAAUUAAAAAUAUAUAAUACUUGAUGUACUCGAGUGAAAAUUUGUUGAAAUAAUUCAAUAAUAUGUUAACUCAAUUUAAAUGUAUAAAAAAAAUAAAUUAAAAAACAUUUUGUACACUGUAAUCUAGGAACAUAUUAUGACCCCCUUCAGAAAUACUUUGUAGAUUUGUAAUGUUUUAAUUCAAAAUUCAGAGAAGGAAUCAUUUUUCCAUAGUUAUUCUUAACAAUAAUGCUACAUUUUAGGGUACUUAACUACAUCACAAUUUAAAACUACUACAUCUGCGUGUUUUUGUUGAUAAAAAAUAUACUUAUUUCUACAAAGUUAACUAGUUACUAAAACAGCAAUGUGCUUAUUUUAUUUAUUUACAAUAAUUAUCUACAGUUCAAACAACUAAUAGAAAUCAAAAAAAAAAAGUUGAAAUUUAUGUUUGUGUAGUCAUCACAGUAGUGGGUUUCUCUUUUUCGUUCUCGUUUUUUUCUGGAUCUUCAGAUUUAUUUAGUGAUUCCGGUUGAUCCCAAGGCUGUCUUUGCCCAGAACUGAACAGAACGUAAAACGUACAACAUGCAGCAUAAACUGCAGCUGCUGUAAUGAAGACUUUCCUCCAUUUGUUAAUACUGGGCUGCAAUAAGAAUAAUUUCAUUAAUGGACUACAAUUAUUAUGCAAUAUCUUACUGUUCCUUUAACCAUGUAUCCAGCAUAAAUAGGAGCCAGUAAACCAGCAAGGUUAGCCAAACAAUUGGUGAAAGACAUCAAAAUUCCUGCAAAUUGUGGGCUAAUAUCCAAAUGGUUGACUUUGAAUCCUGAGUAUAUGCCACCGUUAAGACCCACUCCGAUGGUAAGUAUAGCUACAGUUAACCAUCUGUCGCAACCAGUGAAAGCUGCUAUGAAAAGGGCGAUACCUGGUCCAUA
Ceutorhynchus assimilis (cabbage seed weevil) is the source of this 2037-nucleotide messenger RNA. The record is from the annotation of a GenBank genome assembly. Lineage: Eukaryota; Metazoa; Arthropoda; Insecta; Coleoptera; Curculionidae.